Messenger RNA from Dimorphilus gyrociliatus, 473 nucleotides. NCBI's taxonomy places the organism in Eukaryota, Metazoa, Annelida, Polychaeta, Dinophilidae. The record is from the annotation of a GenBank genome assembly.
AUAUCUCCGAACAGCUUGUUUCGACGAUCAUUUCAGAUAAAGCAGACUUAUUUUCACAUAUAAGUGUUAAAUUGAUUGAAAGAAGUAAAAAGAAAUUAGGAUAAUAUUCAUCAGACAUGUAUGGAGCAGCAACUUCAGUUCAUUUGGAUAUGUUGAGAAUUUCUCCUCCAACUUAUAGGAGAAACUCAACAGCUUAUUCUCAUAGAAAGAGUUAUGAUUUCUCUAGUAGACGAAACUCGGCAAUGCCGUCUAGAAAGAGUUCAUCAGCAACGGCUGUCUCUAGCCGCUUUGCCGUUCAAGCAACAUCUUUAAAGGAGGAGGAGGACGAGGAAGAAGUGGAAUUUGUUCACGCCGAGCUCGUAGAGAACAUCAAGAAGAGAGUUCCAUGUGGAAAAUGUGUUGUGGAUAGGAUGUUGCUGUGUAUCUGCCCACAGCGACACCGCGGAGAUUUUAGGGCCUUUACUUCGCCAUAA